Symbiodinium natans is the source of this 990-nucleotide messenger RNA. NCBI's taxonomy places the organism in Eukaryota, Dinophyceae, Suessiales, Symbiodiniaceae. The record is from the annotation of a GenBank genome assembly.
AUGCAUGCCACAUACCGCACAAGGAAUCUUGAAGAAGACCAGAACUUCAGCGACAACACCACCAAGCGCACAUUGGCUCUGCAGAUCAGGCCCAGGAGGCCAGCGCUCUGCCCUGCCCUUACAGACUCAGGCGAAGAUCCUGGAGCUCAAGAGAAGUGGAUGAAGGCCACCUGCAAGGAGGCAGCCUACCUGCAGCUUGGCCUGAAUGCCGACCUCGAGAGUAGCUCGCUUCUGCUGUCUCCCUUUGUGGGCCUGGGGAUCGCCAUCGGCUGGGAAUCUGCCAAGGCCGCCAUCAAGAAGGCCUACCUCAGCGCCUUUGGCUCAGGCAUCCGAACGGAUGAGAUGACCAAAGAGAUGCGCGAGGAGUGGAUGCAAGAGGAGAAGAACCAGCCAGUGCCCCAGUCGCAGCGGCAGAAGCUCGACGAGUACCUGACCGAGAAAGAGCAAGAUGGUCCGAGUUUGCAGUCGGUGCUGAAGGGAUUGACCUGCUUGCGCUGCGCGCAGGUGGUCACGGAAGUGUCCGGCAUGAGCAACUUCAAGUGGAUGAUGACACAAGCCAUGAGCCUUUCCUUGUACCACUUCUUGGUCACCGAGCCUGUCGAGACCAACGUUUGCGUGCUGGGCAAGACGGGGCGAUUGAUGGUAUUGCUGAGGAGGCCGCUUAACCCAAGCUCCGAGUCGGCGAAGCUUCUGCGCAGUGUCGGCACCCUCAUCAUGACCUGUACAGCUGCUGCACUGGUUUACUUCCGCAGCAUCGAGCGUCUUCUGUAUUUGGCCACCAACUACCCGACGCCGUCUGUGCAGUCCAAGUUGGCACCUGUUGCGCCGAUCGCUGAGCUCAUCGAUGGCAAGGUAUAUCUUUACACUGCCCUGGUGGCUGUCGUGCUGUGGUUCGUGAACUUCAUUUUCUUCAAAGCCACGCUGAAACCAAUGGUGACGCCGGACUUAAGCUCAGGUUCAUGGUCGAAUUCGGGUCGCUUCACCUUGUAA